CGACUCAUCGCUCCGCUCCCCAUGUGGCCAUGUCACGCCCGCUGCGCCGCGCUCCCGCCGGUGCCCCCACCCACCACGCCCGUGCUCCCGCCCGUGCGGCCGUGCCCCUGCCCCCGAGCACCAGAGCUUUCGCCCCCGCCCGCCGCCGCCAGAGCCUUCGCCCCCGCCUGCGGCCGGGCACGGCCGCCGCCGCCUCGUGGCUGACUCCGCCCGGUAGUGCCUCCUCCCUGCCCGGCCGCCCAGCCCUGCGUCGCCGGCGGCCGCCUACCCUGCAUAUCACUGACAGGCGAGAGAGCUCCGUGGAAGUUUGCAGGCAAUGGAGGGAGAGGCUUCAGCGCGGCGAGGGAGGAUGAGAGCACCUGCCGCGAUGCUUUCGUCGAGUUCAUGACCAAGGUGGCUCGGUUCGAGGAGCUAGCUGAAUCUGGAAAUCGAUUGCUCGUGAGAUUCCAUCAGGAACUUGGUUAGUGACUCUGAUAUUCUAUCCCUCUCCUUUUGUUAGUACAACCGAUAGCCCUUGAAGGUUAUUUUCAGAGGCCGCAGAUUCCUACCGAAUCAGAUGUCAUGAAUCAUAUACUUAAAUCUAACUGCACUGGCAGAAUGUGGUUCUAUCUUGAAGCUGGUUGCAGGCUUCACUGCCACGAUAUCUCAAACAUAAAUCAGUUACGUUCAUGCGAAGAUGGACUUAAAGAUCAUAUAAACAAAGUUAAGGCUUUGCUUGAAGAGCUUGAAUGUCUAGUUGAGGAUGUCUAUGGAAUCACACUAACAGCCAGUUUAAGUGCUCUAAAAGUUUCAGACAAUCAUAGCAUCGACAGCAAGCUGACUACUGAAUCUUGCCUCAUGGAGGGUGUUUCUACACUACAGGAGGUGGAUAAAAGUGUAGAUGGAUUGGACAGCGUUGUAUCAUAUGUUACAGUGAUGGUCAUCAUUCGCAACAUGUUGAAGCUUGACUAUAUGAUGCAGGAAAGGAUUGUCGGUGCUUUAUCCAUUAAAACACCGACAUUAGAACUCCAGAGCUAUUGCCUCGUGUGGGAUUUGUGCCCGUACAUCGACGACAAUGUGAUGCAUCUUGCAUGGAAAAUGUGCCCAUGGAACUUAGGGGAUGGAACAAGCAGCAAGUUACUUUUGCUAAGGAAGACUCAUGCCGCUGUUUGAGCAACUGAGCGAGAUGGAUGCCGCCACAACCAGUUAAUGCCCUAGCAGAAGAUUGAUUCUCAACAGGAUGUAUGUGGGAUUGUAGAUGGAUAGAAAUGUGUAUGUUCUUGAUUGUGCUACGGAGAAACCAUAAUUUGUCAAACUGAUGUCUGUUGGCAUCGUUGGAGUGUUCUGAUUUCUGAUUCCCCUUUGCGUUUUUGCAAAGAAA
Messenger RNA from Panicum virgatum (switchgrass), 1360 nucleotides. RefSeq lists its product as uncharacterized. NCBI's taxonomy places the organism in Eukaryota, Viridiplantae, Streptophyta, Magnoliopsida, Poales, Poaceae. The transcript has 7 exons. The record is from RefSeq and is a predicted model, not a curated record. The coding region runs from base 562 to 1152 and encodes 196 amino acids.